AUGAACCCCGAGUAUCCCCCCCCCUCAUCGAUGUCGUCUUUUCGAUCUUUUCGCUGCCAUGGCGCGCAAAGCGCGAAAAUCGCCGAUAUGAUUUAG
Messenger RNA from Colletotrichum lupini, 96 nucleotides. RefSeq lists its product as uncharacterized. The transcript is spliced from 2 exons. The record is from RefSeq and is a predicted model, not a curated record. NCBI's taxonomy places the organism in Eukaryota, Fungi, Ascomycota, Sordariomycetes, Glomerellales, Glomerellaceae. Bases 1 to 96 code for a protein of 31 amino acids.